This is a messenger RNA of Pocillopora meandrina, 493 nucleotides long. Lineage: Eukaryota; Metazoa; Cnidaria; Anthozoa; Scleractinia; Pocilloporidae. The record is from the annotation of a GenBank genome assembly.
AUGCUCGGUGUAAACCAUCCGGCAGUGGCCUUAACUGAAGGUUGUAUGCACCCGGAUCUGCUGGCAAAUUCGAUGAGUAAGACUGCCAUAAAAGCGGUGAGUGACUUAGCAUUGAUAGUUGGUGUCAAGGAGGCGACGACUGCAACCACCAGGGGAUUGUUGAGACCACUUCUAGAAAUGCCCCCAUUCUUGGAGCCAAACAUAUUGCAUCAGAAGCUGGAUCCAAGAGUGGAGCUGUAGCAAUCAUAAAAGCUGGCUCUACAGCGGCCUCCAAGGCAAGCAAAGAGAUCAUGAAAAGAGGAUACAGGGCUUCGCAAAGUUACAGCCAAAUCAGCUGCAAAAGCCACAGCCUGAUUAUUGUACGGCCUUUCUGGUUUUAGAUGCCAUAGAACUGCAUUCCACAGUCAGGGAUAUCGUCGAGAACAAAGGCUCCGAUGCAUCCAGAAGCCUCAGAGAAAAAGCAGAUGAACUGGAAGUACUCGUGUUUACAUGA